Castor canadensis (American beaver) is the source of this 1116-nucleotide messenger RNA. It is a transcript of the gene Cdkn2d, whose product is annotated as cyclin dependent kinase inhibitor 2D. Gene Ontology annotation, molecular function: protein binding. The record is from RefSeq and is a predicted model, not a curated record. NCBI's taxonomy places the organism in Eukaryota, Metazoa, Chordata, Mammalia, Rodentia, Castoridae. Gene Ontology annotation, cellular component: nucleus.
GAGAAGGAGGGAGGACCCCCCAGUGUCGACAUGCUGCUGGAGGAAGUCCGCGCCGGUGACCGGCUGAGUGGCGCCGCGGCCCGGGGCGACGUGCAGGAGGUGCGCCGCCUUCUGCACCGCGAGCUGGUGCACCCCGACGCCCUGAACCGCUUCGGCAAGACGGCGCUGCAGGUCAUGAUGUUUGGAAGCCCCACCAUCGCCUUGGAACUUCUGAAGCAAGGUGCCAGCCCCAAUGUCCAGGACGACUCUGGUACCAGUCCCAUCCAUGACGCAGCCCGCACCGGGUUCCUGGACACCCUGAAGGUCCUUGUGGAGCAUGGUGCGGAUGUCAACGCUCCUGAUGGCACAGGAGCGCUGCCCAUCCAUCUGGCGGUGCGGGAGGGCCACAGCGCUGUGGUCAGCUUCCUGGCUUCUGAGUCUGACCUCCAUCACAGGGACGCCAGCGGGCUCACACCCCUGGAGCUGGCGAGGCAGAGAGGGGCUCAGGACCUCUUGGACAUCCUGCAGGGGCACACAGUAAUCCCGCUGUGACCCAGGGCCACCCUUUCGAUCAAGAGUGGGUUCUAUAUCAGAAGAGGAGGAAAGAAACACUUUCUCUUCUCCUCCUCUCAUUGCAGAAGGGAGGAGGAGGAGCUGUUUGUGGCUUAUUGGUGUUGAUUUCUGGGGUGCGUGUGUUUGGGGGACGUUUCUCGUUUGUUUUUCUCACUCCUUUCGGUGUGUUGGACAGAGAAGGGCUCCUACAGGCUACAGCUGCCUAAACGGUUCAGUUUCUCCUGCACCCCAGGCUGUUGGGGCGUCAGAUUAGACUCAAGGGCAGAGCGUUUAAAGCCCCAGUCCCAGAGUGAGGUCAUCACCUCCAGGGCUCCUGGAACCUGGUGACCUUGGUCGGCUGUGGAGAUAGGGAGCCCUGAAGUGUGUGCCCUGCUUCGGGCAUGGGGGGAGGGGGAAGUGUUUCAAAUCAAUAAAAGAGUAGCAUGAGUUCAUUCAUAUUUUGUUGGAAGAUCUUUCCAGUCUCUUGUACAGCGUUUAAAAAAAAGAGAUUCUAUUUAUUAAGCUUUAUGGAAAAAAUUGUUGUGUGUGAUAAUUUAAUGUUUUUACCCAUUAAAUUAAGACUUA